Molecule: messenger RNA, 663 nt
Organism: Echinococcus granulosus
Lineage: Eukaryota; Metazoa; Platyhelminthes; Cestoda; Cyclophyllidea; Taeniidae
Product: putative ribosome biogenesis protein RLP24
Exons: 5
Coding region: 1-663 (220 amino acids)
Biological process (GO): ribosomal large subunit biogenesis
Cellular component (GO): nucleolus
Source: RefSeq, a predicted model, not a curated record
AUGCGUAUCUAUCGCUGUUGGUUCUGUUCUAGUCCCAUUUAUCCGGGUCAUGGAAUAAUGUUUGUUCGAAACGACUGCAAAGAGUUUCGAUUCUGCCGCGGCAAAUGCCACAAGGCUUUUAAGAGAAAGAGAGCACCACGAAAGACAAAGUGGACUAAAACCUAUAGAAAAUUUGCCAAAAAGGACCUUAGCGAUGACUUUGCUCAGACUUUUGAAAGGAAGAGGAAUGUCAUUCAGAAGUAUAGUCGCGAGAAUUUAGUUACAACAUUAAAUGCAAUAAAAACUAUUAGUCAUAUCAAAGAAAAGCGUGAAAAGCUGUUUCUUACUAAAAGGCUCAAGAAAGGUAUCGAAUUACGCAAGAAAGAGGAUGUCAAAUUGGUCGAAACGCAAAUGCACCUUAUUAGAGCCCCCAAUGCAAGGGAAUCUGAAACAGCUGAGAGUAAGCAGGAAGACUCUGUCGAGCAGAUGGACAUCGAGAUGGAAGAUAUGGAAAACAAAAUGGAGAGGGAAUCGCUCCCAUCCACUUCCAAACGUGUGGUUAGGAGGAGAUUGCUGGUCAAAAAUUGGACUCGCCUCAGUGACGGUGUUGAUUCCUUCCAUGGGCCCCUCACAAUGUACAGGUUGAACUUGGUGGUGCCCUUUACUCCGCCCACGCAAGAUUAA